Molecule: messenger RNA, 5186 nt
Organism: Cuscuta epithymum
Lineage: Eukaryota; Viridiplantae; Streptophyta; Magnoliopsida; Solanales; Convolvulaceae
Source: the annotation of a GenBank genome assembly
GCCGGAUGGUGACCCGACCAUCUUGGACUUGAGCGUCAUCUCCUGUGUUCGGAGACCCGGCCGUCUUGGACUCCGGUGUCAUCUGCUACGCUCGGCGACUUCUUAUAUAAGGUCAGAUUUGUUUCAGGACUCUGCUUCGUUUCUACUUUUUUCAUCCCUUUGGAGCUCCGCACUUCAGACCAUCUUCCCAAUUUGGGUGCGUCUUCAAGCCUAAUCCAUACAGAUAAAGUAGGAUAAAAAGGAAAGCUUUUACUCAGCUGUUGCGUCAUUCAACUACAUAAGCUGUGCAGCACAAUGGGAAGUGAUUUGAAAAAGUGGGUAUCAGAUACUCUCAUAUCGGUUUUGGGUUAUUCCCAAAGCACACUUGUGAAUUAUGUAAUUGGCUUAGCUAAGAAAGCUUCCUCUCCUAACGAGCUUUCUAGCAUGCUCAGUGAAGUGGGAGUACCAUCAACCUAUGAGUCAAAGGAUUUUGCACAAGAAAUUUUGUGUAGAGUUGAGCACAAGGCUUCAGGGCCAAAUCUAUAUCAACAUAAAGAAAGGGAGGCAGCGAUGUUUGCAAGGAAACAAAAGACCUACACAAUAAUAGAGGAGGGUGGUGAUGAUGAUGCUGAUGUUAGUAGCAAUGCUCAUGUGUCUUCAGAAGCUGGGAGGAAGGGCCAUGGAAAGAGAUUUAGAAGGAGGGUGGUUUCUGAAGCUUUUGAAGAUGAAGAAGAGAUAAGAGAAGUAGAAGAGGAAAGACAAGUAAGGAGACGAACUUCCAAUGAUGAUGGUCAGGAUAAUGGUGGUGAUAGUGGUUCUGAGUCAGAGGAGGAAAGACUGCGUGAUAAAAAAGAGCGGGAAGAGUUGGAGAUACAUAUCAGAGAAAGAGAUGCUGCAUCAACAAGAAAGUUGACUGAUAAAAAGUUAUCCAGAAAGGAGGAAGAAGAGGCAAUCAGAAGGUCUAAUGCUUUGGAGCAAGAUGAGAUUGGAACUUUGAGGAAAGUCUCAAGGCAAGAGUAUCUUAAGAAAAGAGAGCAAAAGAAAUUAGAUGAACUCAGAGAUGAGAUAGAAGAUGAGCAGUACUUAAUUGAUGGGAUGAAGCUAACUGAAGCAGAAUAUAAGGACAUGAGGUGCAAGAGGGAGUUAUAUGAUCUAAUCAAGAAGCGGGCCGAGGAGGAUGAUGGCAAAAAUGAGUAUAGGAUUCCCGAUGCAUAUGAUCUUGAAGGCGGUGUAAAUCAAGAGCAAAGGUUUGCUGUUGCACUGAAACGCUACAGGGAUCCUGAUGCCAAUGAUAAUAUGAACCCUUUUGCUGAAUAAGAAGCAUGGGAGGAUCACCAAAUAGGAAAAGCUACACUCAAAUUUGGUUCUAAAGACCGCAAGGCAAAAUCUGAUGAUUACUAAUUUGUGUUUGAAGACCAGAUAGAGUUCAUCAAAGCAGCAGUUAUGGAUGGCGUUAAUGUUGAUCACGAGUCCUCCAUUGAGGAACUAGAAGUUUCUGUUGCUAAAUCAGCAUUUGAGAAACUGCAAGCAGACAGGAAAACUUUGCCUAUCUAUCCUUAUCGUGAUGAGUUGGUGCAAGCUAUCGAUGAGCACCAGGUUCUAGUCAUUGUCGGAGAGACAGGUUCUGGCAAGACUACUCAGAUACCUCAGUACUUGCAUGAGGCAGGGUACACCAAAAGUGGCAAGGUGGGAUGUACGCAGCCACGCCGAGUUGCUGCCAUGAGUGUUUCUGCCCGUGUUUCACAAGAAAUGGGAGUCAAACUUGGACAUGAGGUGGGCUACUCAAUCAGGUUUGAAAAUUGUACUUCAGAGAAGACCAUUCUAAAAUAUAUGACUGAUGGGAUGUUAUUGCGUGAGUUCCUUGGGGGACCUGAUUUGGCAAGUUACAGUGUAAUCAUGGUGGAUGAGGCACACGAAAGAACAUUAUCAACUGAUAUUCUUUUUGGCUUGGUUAAGGAUAUUGCCUGUUUCCGUCGUGACCUCAAGUUGCUUAUAUCAAGUGCUACCCUUGAUGCCGAGAAGUUCAGUGACUUUUUUGAUGAAGCUCCCAUUUUUAAAAUACCUGGAAGGCGGUUUCCAGUGGAUAUACAUUAUACGAUAGCGCCCGAGGCAAAUUAUUUGGAUGCAGCAAUUGUUACUGCCCUUCAGAUACAUGCGACACAACCCCCUGGUGAUGGUGAUAUAUUAGUUUUUUUAACUGGGCAGGAGGAGAUUGAGACAGCUGAGGAGAUCAUUAAACAUAGGAUCAAGGGCCUGGGAACAAAAAUAGCCGAGCUAAUUAUAUGCCCAAUAUAUGCAAACCUUCCAACAGAACUACAAGCCAAAAUUUUUGAAGCUACUCCUGAAAGGGCACACAAGGUUGUCCUUGCUACAAAUAUUGCCUAGACUUCGCUGACUAUUGAUGGGAUAAAAUACGUAAUUGAUCCUGGAUUUUGUAAGGUGAAGACAUAUAACCCUCGUACCGGCAUGGAAUCAUUACAUAUCUCUCCUAUUUCAAAAGCAUCUGCUAACCAACGGGCUGGCCGUUCUGGACGAACAGGGCCUGGGAAGUGUUUCCGGCUGUACACUGCUUAUAACUUUUUAAAUGAUUUGGAGGAUAAUAUUGUUCCAGAGAUUCAAAGGACCAACUUGGCUAAUGUUGUGCUUUCUCUUAAGAGUCUGGGCAUUCAUGACUUGCUGAACUUUCAUUUUAUGGAUCCACCACCUAUUGAAGCUCUACUAAAAGCACUGGAAGUGCUCUUUGCUCUAAGUGCUCUUAGUAAGCAUGGUGAACUGACUAAAGUUGGCAGAAGAAUGGCCGAGUUCCCUCUUGACCCCAUGCUCUCCAAGAUGAUUGUUGCUUCUGACAAGUAUAAAUGCUCUGAUGAGAUCAUAAGUAUUGCAGCAAUGCUGUCUAUUGGAAAUUCGGUCUUUUAUCGUCCAAAGGACAAACAAGUGCAUGCUGACAAUGCAAGGUUGAAUUUCCAUAUGGGCAAUGUUGGAGAUCAUGUUGCAUUACUGAAGGUUUACAACUCAUGGAAAGAAACCAACUUUUCAACCCAGUGGUGCUAUGAGAACUACAUUCAGGUCAGAAGCAUGAAAAGAGCUAGAGACAUCAGAGACCAGUUAGAGAGCCUUCUAGAAAGAGUAGAAAUUGAAUUGACUUCAAAUCUCAAUGAUCUAGAUGCUAUAAAGAAGUCCAUUACAUCUGGAUUUUUUCCUCACUCAGCAAGGCUGCAAAAGAAUGGAAGUUAUGAAACUGUUAAGCUUCCCUUAACUGUUCAUAUCCAUCCCAGUUCAGGUCUAGCACAGGUUCUUCCUAGAUGUGUUGUCUAUCAUGAGCUUGUUCAUACAACCAAAGAGUAUAUGCGACAGGUUACUGAAGUAAAGCCUAGGGAUGGCAACGGGGCGGUUCGGGGUCGGGUAUACCAUUACCCGUACCCGCCCCGUUUGAUAAAAAAAUUCCCCGAAACCGCCCCGUUACCCGUCGGGUAUUUUUACCCGCGGGUAACGGUUUUCCCCGCGGGUAACGGUUUCCCCGCGGGUAACCGUUUAUUAAAAAAUAAUUUUUUUCCUUCAAAAUUAGUAUAGAUCCUAAAAUGAUUAUUAACUACUUAUCAUUGACCACCUAAAUUAAAAAAAUUAAAAUGAAAUAGUACCACAGAUAAAGUCUUUUAAAACAUGACAAAAAGUUAAAAUCGUUUGAAUCUAACAUUCACAAAUUAUAUAUGUCUAGAUUCAAAUUGAAUCUCUUACCACAUCAACAUCAAAAGAGUAAGUCUUGUCUCGAUAGUAAAAACUAAAUAUGAAUCACAAAAACAUUUAACUUCCAAACAUUCAAUAAGCAUACCCCCACCAACAUUCAACAUCUAAAUUAAUUUAAGAACAAUAAUGUAUACAAGUAACAUAAUGAAAAUGGGAAGUUUUUCCCCUAAAAUACCUCUAAUAAAAAAGAUAUGAACGUAAAUAUGACUAUAAGUUACCAUGAGUAAGUUUUGUAAUCACUACGACAUAACAUUUGAAUAAAAUUAUACACUGAAGUUACUAGAGUCGCAUUUUUGUCCACAACUUUUAUUUUGAUUAUAGAUUUGGAAUUAUUUAAAAGGCACUUCUAAUACUAUGAUUUAGGUAUUCUUGUAGUUACUGUUUUAGAAAAAAACAUAAUUUAAAUUUUAAAACUUGAUAUAAAUUAGAGCAACCAAUCAAAAUUAAUCUAAUCAUCCAAUACACCUUUACAAAAUUAUUAGCAAUUACAUAAAUUAAAGCAACCUAGAGUAAUGUUUCGCAAUAUUUUGACUUUAAACUCAUACGUGAGUUUUAUGAAAGUUAUUGGGUGAAAAACUAAGAGAGUCACAAUGUGGAAAUUGCGUAAAGAAAGUCACAAAAAUCAAAUAAUCAAUAUGUGAAGAAAAAAAAUAUUGUAGAAGUUUUUUUGAAGGAAUAUUAUAGAAGUUAACAAAGGAAGGAUGAUGAAUGAUUGAAAAUUUAAAAUCUAAAAUAGUGAACUUUGCGCACCAACUCGAUCAUCAGAAUUGCAAAGGAUAGCCGAUAAGUUGAAUAUUGUUUCAAAGUACUAGAGGGAAUAAGUGUCAUAUACUAAUGUACUAAUAUUCAUAUAUACUUAAUAUAUUAAAUAAUAAAUACAUAAACUAUUAAAAUAUAUAAGUUAAUUGUACGGGUCGGGUAAUGGUGCGGGUAACCGUAUCCAAAUUAAACGGGGCGGGUAACGGGGCGGGUAACGGGGCGGGUAGGUAUAAACCCAUAACCGCCCCAUUACCCGUUUACAUAAAUCGGGUAUUCCCCGCCCCGUACCCGUUACCCAGUCAAAACGGUUUUCCCCAUUUUGACCGGUUCGGUUCGGUGCGGAUAUCCAUCGGGUCGGGUUAAAUUGCCAUCCCUAGUAAAGCCUGAAUGGUUUGUAGAAAUAGCUCCUCGCUACUAUCAGUUGAAGGACGUUGAAGACCAUGCAUAAAAAAAAAUGCCCAGAGGAGAGGGUCGAGCAUCUUAGUCCUGAUUAUGGGUAACCUCUAAAAUACAUUCAUUCAAUGGAGAAUAUAUUCUCUUCUAUGCCAGAGGUGGCAGUAUAUCCAUUAAUAAAAGUGGCCCAGCCACAUUCUUGAGGCUCCUCAAAAGUCAUGGUUCCAGCAGAAUAGCUGAUGCAGAAUAGGCUAUCUCUUCCUCCAAAUGACAUCACCCAAACACCAGAUUAAGCAUUAAUGUGCUUUCUG